UCCUCGAUUGAAACGCACCACAUUCGCAGAAAGAAAGCGGCGGUACUAACAUUUUAGGUGAAACCAUUGUGUGGCUGCAAACUCCUUCAUUUUCAACUGAACAUUGCACCAGUUGCACAGACUUGUGCUUCUAGACGUGGUGGUAGGCUGGUAAGGGGAGUUUGAGGAGCUAGCGCUGCUAGCUUUGUUUUAUUUCCGCCGGUGUGGUAGCGCGCAGCGCAGGCCUCAGGGAUGGCGGACGUCACCGCGCGAAGCCUCCAGUACGAGUAUAAAGCGAACUCCAACUUAGUGUUGCAAGCUGACCGAUCGCUGAUCGAUCGAACACGUCGCGAUGAGCCCACGGGGGAGGUUCUGUCUCUGGUGGGAAAAUUGGAGGGCACCAAAAUGGGAGACAAAGCCCAGAGGACCAAGCCCCAGAUGUUGGAAGAGAGACGGGCAAAGAGGCGUAAGCGAGAUGAGGACCGACAUGAUAUUAACAAGAUGAAAGGCUUCACAUUGUUGUCAGAGGGCAUUGACGAGAUGGUGGGCAUCGUCUACAAACCCAAGACCAAGGAGACUAGAGAAACUUAUGAGGUUCUGCUGAGCUUCAUUCAGGCAGCUCUAGGUGACCAGCCGCGGGACAUCCUGUGUGGUGCAGCAGAUGAGGUCCUGGCCGUACUGAAGAAUGAGAAGAUGCGGGAUAAGGAGCGUCGCCGGGAAGUGGAACAGCUGCUGGGACCGACAGAUGACACACGCUACCAUGUGUUAGUCAACCUGGGCAAGAAGAUCACAGAUUACGGCGGGGAUAAGGAGCUCCAGAAUAUGGAUGACAAUAUUGAUGAAACAUACGGAGUAAAUGUGCAGUUUGAAUCCGACGAAGAGGAAGGGGAUGAGGACCAGUUUGGGGAAGUCCGUGAAGAGGGAUCUGAUGAAGACAAUGAGGGUGUGGAGGCUGAUAUAGGUCUAACCCUCACAGCAAAUCUUGGAACAACUGGAGAUGCCAUGACCGCCAAGAAGAAAGACUUGCACCCUCGAGAUAUCGAUGCCUUUUGGCUGCAGCGUCAGCUCAGCCGCUUCUAUGAUGAUGCUAUUGUUUCCCAGAAGAAGGCUGAUGAAGUCUUGGAGAUUCUCAAGACGGCCAGUGAUGACAGGGAGUGUGAAAACCAGUUGGUGCUGCUGCUGGGCUUCAAUACUUUCGACUUCAUCAAAAUCCUUCGGCAGCAUCGCCGAAUGAUCCUAUACUGUACUAUGUUGGCCAGUGCCCAAAGUGAAGCUGAGAAGGAGAGGAUUAUAGGAAAGAUGGAGGCUGAUCAGGACCUGUCCAAAGUGCUCUACCAGUUGCAGGAGACCGAGAAGGAAGACAUAAUUAGGGAAGAGCGGUCCCGCAGAGAGAGGGUUCGUAAAUCUCGUGUGGACAAUGAUUUGGAGGCCAUGGACUUGGACCCUGGUGAGAGCCUGGCUCCACGGCAGCUGCUGGACCUGGAGGAUCUGGCCUUCAGCCAGGGUAGUCACUUUAUGGCCAACAAGCGCUGCCAGCUUCCCGAUGGGUCCUUCCGCAAGCAGCGCAAGGGUUAUGAGGAGGUCCAUGUCCCUGCUCUCAAGCCUAAGCCCUUUGCUGAGGAUGAGGUACUGGUGGCCAUUGAGAAGCUUCCCAAGUAUGCCCAGGCUGCGUUUGAAGGAUUCAAAACACUUAAUCGAAUCCAGAGCAAACUGUUCAAAGCUGCUCUGGAGACAGAUGAGAACCUGCUGGUGUGCGCUCCCACGGGGGCAGGGAAGACCAAUGUGGCCUUGAUGGCCAUGCUGCGAGAGAUCGGGAAGCACAUUAACCUGGAUGGUACCAUUAAUGUGGAUGACUUCAAAAUCAUUUACGUUGCGCCCAUGCGUUCUCUGGUACAGGAGAUGGUGGGCAGCUUUAGCAAGCGCCUGGCCAGCUACGGAAUCACAGUUGCCGAGCUAACGGGGGACCACCAGCUCUGCAAAGAGGAGAUCAAUGCUACUCAGAUCAUAGUCUGCACCCCUGAGAAAUGGGACAUCAUCACACGCAAGGGUGGAGAGCGUACCUACACCCAGCUGGUUCGCCUCAUCAUCGUUGAUGAGAUCCACCUUCUACAUGAUGACCGGGGGCCGGUCCUGGAGUCACUGGUGGCCCGCACUAUCCGUAAUGUGGAACUGACCCAGGAGGACGUGCGUCUGCUGGGCCUGAGCGCCACACUGCCCAACUAUGAGGAUGUGGCUACCUGCUUACGUGUAAACCCUGCGCGGGGACUCUUUUACUUUGACAACAGUUUCCGUCCUGUUCCUCUGGAGCAAACCUAUGUGGGCAUCACUGAGAAGAAGGCAAUUAAGCGCUUCCAGAUCAUGAAUGAAAUAGUGUAUGAGAAGAUCAUGGAACAUGCUGGCAAGAACCAGGUUCUGGUGUUUGUUCACUCCAGGAAGGAGACUGGGAAGACUGCUCGUGCCAUCCGGGACAUGUGCCUAGAGAAGGACACACUGGGGCUGUUCCUCAGGGAAGGUUCUGCCUCCACUGAGGUCCUGAGGACUGAGGCGGAGCAGUGCAAGAAUCUGGAGCUGAAAGAUCUGCUGCCAUAUGGGUUUGCCAUCCACCAUGCCGGCAUGACUCGCGUUGACCGCACCUUGGUGGAGGAUCUCUUCGCUGACCGCCACAUCCAGGUUUUGGUAUCCACGGCAACUUUGGCCUGGGGUGUCAACCUGCCAGCACACACUGUAAUAAUCAAGGGCACCCAGGUGUAUAGCCCUGAGAAGGGCCGCUGGACAGAGUUGGGGGCCUUGGAUAUCCUCCAGAUGCUGGGUCGAGCUGGGCGUCCACAGUAUGACACUAAGGGUGAGGGCAUUCUGAUCACCUCACAUGGUGAGCUGCAGUACUACCUCUCCCUGCUUAACCAGCAACUGCCCAUCGAGAGCCAGAUGGUAGGCAAACUGCCAGAUAUGCUCAAUGCUGAAAUCGUGCUGGGCAACGUGCAAAACGCCAAGGAUGCUGUGAACUGGCUGGGUUAUACCUAUUUGUAUGUGCGCAUGCUGCGGAAUCCGACCCUCUAUGGUGUCUCCCACGAUGAGCGCUCGUCUGACCACCUUCUUGAGAGGCGCCGGCUGGAUUUGGUCCAUACGGCUGCUAGCAUGCUGGACAAGAACGGUCUCAUUAAAUAUGACAAGAGGACAGGCAGCUUCCAGGUAACAGACCUGGGCCGCAUUGCCAGCCACUUCUACAUCACCCAUGACUCCAUCCACACAUACAAUCAGCUGCUGAAGCCAACGCUAAGCGAGAUUGAGCUGUUUCGUGUGUUCUCCCUCUCCUCCGAGUUCAGGAACAUCACUGUUCGUGAGGAAGAGAAGCUGGAGCUUCAGAAGCUUCUGGAGAGAGUUCCUAUCCCUGUGAAAGAGAGCAUAGAGGAACCCAGUGCCAAGAUCAAUGUGCUGCUGCAGGCAUACAUCUCGCAGCUGAAGCUAGAAGGCUUUGCACUGAUGGCUGACAUGGUUUAUGUCACACAGAGUGCUGGUCGUCUCAUGCGAGCCAUUUUCGAGAUUGUGCUAAGCAGGGGCUGGGCCCAGCUAACCGACAAAACCCUAAACCUCUGUAAGAUGAUUGACAAGAGAAUGUGGCAGUCCAUGUCCCCACUGAGACAGUUCCGGAAGCUUCCUGAGGAGGUGAUCAAGAAGAUUGAGAAGAAGAACUUCCCGUUUGAGCGGCUUUACGACCUCAACCACAAUGAAAUUGGUGAGCUGAUUCGCAUGCCAAAGAUGGGGAAGACCAUCCACAAGUAUGUGCACCAGUUCCCCAAACUGGACCUGGCAGUUCACCUGCAGCCAAUCACCCGCUCCACACUCAAGGUGGAGCUCACAAUCACACCUGACUUCCAGUGGGACGACAAGGUACAUGGCUCCUCAGAAGCCUUUUGGAUCCUGGUGGAGGAUGUGGAUAGUGAGGUCAUCCUGCACCACGAAUACUUUCUGCUGAAAGCCAAGUAUGCCCAGGAUGAGCACUUGGUGACAUUCUUUGUACCAGUAUUUGAGCCUCUGCCACCCCAGUACUUUAUCCGCGUGACUUCGGACCGCUGGCUGUCCUGUGAGACCCAGCUGCCUGUGUCAUUCCGUCACCUGAUCCUGCCAGAGAAGUACCCACCACCCACAGAGCUGCUCGACCUGCAACCCCUACCUGUUUCUGCCUUGCGGAACUCUGCGUUUGAGAGCUUGUACCAGGACAAAUUCCCCUUCUUCAACCCCAUCCAAACGCAGGUGUUCAAUGCGAUUUACAACAGUGAUGACAAUGUGUUUGUGGGGGCGCCCACCGGCAGUGGGAAGACCAUCUGCGCAGAGUUUGCAAUACUUAGGAUGCUCCUGCACAAUUCAGAAGGCCGCUGUGUUUAUAUUACCCCUAUGGAGGCACUUGCUGAGCAGGUGUUUGUGGACUGGCACCAAAAGUUUCAGGAUGCCCUGAACAAGAAGGUGGUCCUUCUAACGGGAGAGACCAGCACUGACCUGAAGCUGCUGGGAAAAGGAGACAUAAUUGUUAGCACACCUGACAAGUGGGACAUUUUGUCCCGGCGCUGGAAGCAACGCAAGAAUGUGCAGAAUGUCAGCCUCUUCAUUGUGGACGAGACCCAUCUGAUUGGGGGAGAAAAUGGGCCGGUGCUGGAGGUUAUCUGUUCCAGAAUGCGUUACAUCUCCUCCCAGAUUGAGCGACCCAUCCGCAUUGUGGCUCUCAGCUCCUCACUGUCCAAUGCCAAGGAUGUGGCACACUGGCUAGGGUGCAGCACCACUGCCACUUUCAACUUCCACCCUAACGUCCGCCCUGUGCCACUGGAGCUUCACAUCCAGGGCUUCAAUGUGAGCCACACCCAAACCCGACUGUUGUCGAUGGCGAAGCCUGUGUACCACGCCAUCAUGCGGCACUCCCCCACCAAGCCAGCCCUUGUGUUUGUGCCAUCCCGCCGACAGACGCGCCUCACUGCCAUUGACAUCCUCACCUUCUGUGCUGCUGAUGUUGUUGCUCAGAGAUUUCUUCACUGCACGGAGAAGGACCUGGCUCCCUUCCUAGAAAAGAUCACUGAUGGCACCCUGAAGGAGACGCUGGCCAAUGGAGUGGGAUACCUUCAUGAAGGCCUGUCCCCUACCGAGCGCAGGAUUGUGGAGCAACUCUUCAAUUCUGGGGCCAUACAGGUGGUGGUGGCAUCGCGCUCCCUCUGCUGGGGUGUCAACAUUGCAGCCCACCUGGUCAUCGUCAUGGAUACGCAGUAUUACAAUGGCAAAAUCCAUGCCUACGUGGACUACCCAAUCUAUGAUGUGCUCCAGAUGGUGGGAAAGGCCAACCGUCCUCUACAGGAUGACGAGGGACGCUGUGUCAUCAUGUGCCAGGGUUCCAAGAAGGAUUUCUUUAAAAAAUUCCUGUAUGAACCAUUACCAGUGGAGUCCCACCUGGACCACUGCCUGCAUGACCACUUCAAUGCUGAGAUUGUCACCAAAACUGUGGAAAACAAGCAGGAUGCAGUGGACUACCUGACCUGGACUUUCCUGUACCGCCGUAUGACCCAAAACCCCAACUACUACAACCUGCAGGGAAUGUCCCACCGGCACCUUUCAGACCACUUGUCUGAGCUGGUGGAGAACACACUGAACGAUCUAGAGCAGUCCAAGUGCAUCAGCAUUGAAGACGAGAUGGAUGUAGCACCACUGAACCUGGGCAUGAUAGCUGCCUACUACUACAUCAACUACACAACCAUUGAAUUGUUCAGCAUGUCACUCAAUGCCAAGACGAAAAUUCGUGGCCUAAUUGAGAUCAUCUCCAAUGCUGCUGAAUACAAAAACAUUCCUAUCAGGCACCAUGAGGAUACUCUGCUCCGACAGUUGGCCCAGAAAGUGCCCCACAAGCUGAACAACCCCAAGUUCAAUGACCCCCAUGUGAAGACCAACCUGCUGCUUCAGUCACACCUGUCACGCAUGCAGCUGAGUGCAGAGCUGCAGUCUGACACUGAGGAGAUUCUCAGCAAGGCAGUACGUCUGAUCCAGGCAUGUGUGGACGUACUGUCUAGCAAUGGCUGGCUGAGUCCAGCACUGGCAGCCAUGGAGCUGGCCCAGAUGGUGACCCAGGCCAUGUGGUCCAAGGACUCCUACCUGAAGCAGCUGCCACACUUCACCUCAGAGCAUAUCAAGCGCUGUACCGACAAGGGAGUGGAGAGCAUCUUCGACAUCAUGGAGAUGGAAGACGAGGAGCGCACCAACCUGCUGCAGCUGACUGACACACAGAUGGCCGACGUGGCUCGCUUCUGCAACCGCUACCCCAACAUCGAGCUGUCCUACGAGGUAGCUGACAAGGACAGCAUCAAGAGUGGAGGCCCAGUUCUGGUUCUGGUCCAGCUGGAAAGGGAGGAGGAAGUGACGGGGCCUGUAAUUGCUCCUCUGUUCCCCCAGAAAAGAGAGGAGGGCUGGUGGGUGGUAAUUGGGGACCCCAAGUCCAACAGCCUCAUCUCCAUCAAGAGACUGACACUGCAGCAGAAAGCAAAGGUGAAGCUGGAUUUUGUUGCCCCGGCGCAGGGAGUACACAACUACACGUUGUACUUCAUGAGCGAUGCCUAUAUGGGCUGUGACCAGGAGUACAAGUUUAGUGUGGACGUGAAGGAGGCCGACAGCGAUGGGGACAGCGACUCGGACUGAGUCUAGCCGGUCAUUGUUAAACACCUUUUCUUAUAUGCCUCUUUGUGUUCAGAGUUACGGAAAAAUUCAAGUAGUCUACUGAUAACAGGUUGAUUCCCCCCCAGAAAAAAAAAAAUUGGCCCUUUUUUUACUCUCUUAACAUAAAUGCCCUUUCCUAUAUGAAAUGUUUAAUACUUGUGAAAAUGCAGGAAGUGUGAUUACAAAUAAUGUAGAAUUGUCUUAAUUCUUUCAUUAGAUGUCUUGAGUCUGUCAUCCGCAAAAAUACUGCAGUUCAUUUCUACAAGUUAACAUUAUGUAGGCAAGGUAAGGCUGAUGUAAUGCAGAAGGACUUUGUACAGGUUUUUUUUUUUUUUUUUUUUUUUUUAAAGGUAGUCUUUUGUGCAACUGCAUAGUGGUGUCAGUGGUUGUGAAAUGAAAGCUAUAAAAUAAAAUGGUCAUGUUUCAUAAA
This is a messenger RNA of Scleropages formosus (Asian bonytongue), 7093 nucleotides long. RefSeq names its product small nuclear ribonucleoprotein 200 (U5) (gene snrnp200). The transcript is spliced from 45 exons. Gene Ontology annotation, cellular component: nucleus. The coding region runs from base 232 to 6645 and encodes 2137 amino acids. NCBI's taxonomy places the organism in Eukaryota, Metazoa, Chordata, Actinopteri, Osteoglossiformes, Osteoglossidae. Gene Ontology annotation, molecular function: ATP binding; nucleic acid binding; DNA helicase activity. Gene Ontology annotation, biological process: resolution of meiotic recombination intermediates. The record is from RefSeq and is a predicted model, not a curated record.